Messenger RNA from Biomphalaria glabrata, 3323 nucleotides. RefSeq lists its product as uncharacterized. The record is from RefSeq and is a predicted model, not a curated record. The transcript has 2 exons. Lineage: Eukaryota; Metazoa; Mollusca; Gastropoda; Planorbidae. The coding region runs from base 541 to 2271 and encodes 576 amino acids.
UCAGUUGCUGGAAUAGGUACCAACUGAUUGACACAUCACAUCCAGCUAUGUAGUAAUGUACAUGUACUUAUAUUGAAUCGGGAGUUUACUAGACUGGUGCUUUUAUAAUUGUUGUCAGUUUUAACUUACAUUCUUUACCAAUUUCUUAAUGUUUUCUUGAGUUGAGCUACUGAAAAUAGACUCUAUAUUGUCAACACCAGUAUUGUCACCAAUGUUUGAACAUUUGCAUUUCAUAAAUAAAUUUGAAAGUCUGAGUGUAAAGACCACUCAAGCAAUUAAAUGCACAGUUUAUUAUAAGGAAGUGAUUGUAUCAAUUACAGAGAUGUCAAAGAAAUGGAGUGUCCCUAGCUUUUGUGACAUAGAAUUAAGAACUUUAACUACAUCCCAAUAACAUAAAAUGCAGCUCUAUACAUGUAACCAGCUCUAUACAUGUAAUCAGCUAGAUGCAUGUAAUAUAUAAUCAGCUAUGUGCAUAUAACAUAUAAUGCUGUUAUAUACAUGUGCAUAGUUAUUCGACGUAUUUAACUAGCAAGAAAUACAAUGGACUUUGAGAUUGUAGGAUCAGUGUUGGGCGUUGGAGUUCUGUUGGUAGUAAUGGCUGUGGUUUUAAUAGUAUGGAUGUGUCGUAAUGGUAAACUGUUAUGGAGAACAAACGAAGGCCAGAGCACAGCCCGUGUAACAAGUUUUCGCCAUAUCUACACCAAUGAAAGUAGCGCGUCAACAACUGAGCAAGUGGUGACUAUACAUCAACAUUAUGAAAUUAAGGCAGAGGAGUCUUUCUACGAGCUUAGUAAUAUCGCCAGCGGUUGUCAUCUCAAAACCUUAGCCACUGAUGACUUAAAACCAAGCGAUCAAGAAUAUAUCAUUGUAAAGACACCCGCUGACUGCUGUGAGACUAAUCACUAUAUGACUCCAAUCAAUACAGUUCAAUCAUCGAUUUAUUCAACAGAGUGUCUGGGAGCAUUGUCUUCAAAGCUAGAAAUCUCGAGCCUAAACGAUUCUUCUUCUGUAUCUCUUACCCGGCAAGAGACAGUAAACUCAGUUGCUCAUUCUUUAUGCGACAUUCAUAGUAGUCUCAAUACGAAUCUACACAGUACAGAGACAAAUUUCUCAGAGAUUUAUGAUGUUCCGAGUACAGCUGGAGCGUUUUCAAAUGCUUUAGUAAAGAGGCCAACAGAACCACAAAAUAAGCCUUGCUUACAUCUCCACCUUGAAGGAAAAGAGAAUUCGCCACAAAAAAAUAUUCAAAGCAAACUUAGUCCUAUCCGCAAUGAAGCUGAGGAAGAAUCAGAUAUUUAUGACAUCCCACGUUCCAACGAGUUGUCUACAAAAACUCAAAAUAAGCCCAGUCUGCAGUGCGGCUUUGAAGCCAUUGUUGAUACAACUAUUCAUAGUAAAGAUGGCUUGAGCGUAAAUAAAGCUGGCGACAAAUCCGAUAUUUAUGUCAUCCCACGUUCCAACGAGUUGUCUACAAACUGUUUCUAUUCAAAAAAUUUAAAUCAGCCCAGUUUGCAGAGCGGCUUUGAAACAAUUGUGGAUAAAACUAUCCAUUGUAAAGAUGGUCUGAGCACAAAUAGAACUGGUGAUGAUUCUGAUACUUAUGCCAUUCCGCGAUCCACUGAAGAGGUAAGAAAUGCCUCAUUGAAUGAACAAAGUAGACAGGCUCCACAUAUAAGCUUACAGGGUUGUAAGAAUGUUAACAAGACUUUACGAACUGAAGCAAGUCAGCCUAUUUUAAAUGAUAAUACUGAAACAAAUAGUAUACAUGGUACUGAGCCUUCUUCAAAGGUGUCUGCAAAUUCUGUUCUGGGUGUCUGCUCUGCAGAAGCGUCAGAUGGAAUCAUGCAAAGCAAUUUUUCUACAAACGAUCUUUCACCAGAGAAAUUAUCUGAAAUGCAGUUUAAAGAAGCGACCUUAUCUGAUGUUAAUGUUGUAUUAAGAAAAUGUGAGGUGCCCACCAACUCCCAAAUAGACACUAGAAAAGAUGGACAUUUUCCUAGUGAUACUGCACUCAAUGAGCUUGAAGACAAAUCUGAUUUAUUGAACCACGACUAUGUCAAUGUAAAACUAAUCAGAUUAUCUAUGCAGUACAAUGAUAUACAGGCUUGUACCACUGUAAAUAAUUCCACUUUGACUAAACCAUUUUGUAGUAAAGGGGAUGAAGACAUAAUUGUACCAGAGAUCGCCAACUUGGAUUCUUCAAACACAUACUCGACAGCACACGACAGCCUUGAAGAAGUGUACGACUAUCCACCAAGCAGUAGGACGUAAUCAUCUUCUUUUUUGAAGCAACGUCUGUAUUAUAUAAGAUAAGAUAAGCAGUUCUGUAAUGCUUAAACAAUGCAGUUAAUGAGAAAUGUGCCCCCGGAAGUUUAAUCGUAGCAAGUCAUAAAACACAUUAUGCUCUGGUAGUCUCUCCACCUUUAUGAUGUUUCUUGAUUAGAUUAGCCUGUCUUUCUAGAAAUGACAAAUAAAAUAUUAUAUAUACAUUGAAGAAGAAGAAAAAAAGGUUAUCUCAAGGAGAGAACUCCACAUGUACACUCAUAUUUCUUAAUACUGUAAGAUGUAUUUCCCUUUUUUGUUUCGAUAUCAAACAAAGUUAAUUAAUUACCAUUAUUUCAUCAACUACUUGGUUAACAUAAAAUAGGAAUAUUUAUCUCAACCAUUUUUGUUUUAACUUCUCUUUCAACAUCAUCGAAAAUGUUCCCAUGAUUACAUGUCUGGAGUUUUCAAUGUAAUUCAACCAGGAACUAUACCUUUUCUAGAGCUUCCUUGGCCUUGACAAUCACAUCAGACAAACCUCCAUUAUGUAUAUGAUGACGACUUAAUACCAAACAUUUAGCAGUCUUAAGGUCUUUGGGUCCAAUCUACUACAGUAAUUAUAUUUAAGUUGAAGAGAUGAGGGUCCUAGCACUGGAACUGAGAUGCUACAGAAGGAUCCUAGGUAUCACAUUUAAAGAACGCAUACGAAGAGAUAAGUGCCUGCGAUUGGACCCCACGAUUUCAUGCUAACAAUUGUUAAAAACACAAAUACAGUAAAACUAUAUGGCCAUAUUACAAUGUCUUCGGGGCAUGCAAAGACCUUCCUUCAGGGAACAGUACCAGGAAAAAGAAGAAGAUGCAGACAGAGAAAGCGACGGGGGGACAACGUAAAAGACUGGACGGGCCUGCCAUUGGAAGAGGUUCUAUCCAAGGCAAAAGUCAGUCAUGUAUGAUGCCCCGACGAUCCAACAGAGAAAGUGAUAGUUGCAGGUGGUAUCCCAGAAGGCUGUGACAUUACCACCAUUCGCUUAAUCAUGAUUCUUUAUCGGAGAGAAAUGGAG